Messenger RNA from Podospora anserina S mat+, 1686 nucleotides. RefSeq lists its product as uncharacterized. Bases 1 to 1686 code for a protein of 561 amino acids. The record is from RefSeq and is a predicted model, not a curated record. Lineage: Eukaryota; Fungi; Ascomycota; Sordariomycetes; Sordariales; Podosporaceae. The transcript is spliced from 4 exons.
AUGGUUCGCCUGCACCUUCCUUUCGCUGCUGCCUUGGCGCACAGCAUUUCUGCUCUUGCUAGCGCGAUUCCACAUUUUUCGCCCAACACCAUCAUUAACACUCGCGACGUGAGCUCAUCAUCCAUCGAAGACACAGUCUUGGCAAAACCCAACACUGUCAUCCUGAAGCCCAUUCGUGUUCCCCGCCCGGUAAAUACCAGACGUGAGCUCCGAGCUGCCUUUUCGCUCAAGUCCGAAGAGACUCUUUACUGGUCUGGCGAGGACGGCACCAUCGCCAAGCUUCGCAUCGAAACCGCCGGCGAAAACGAAAAUCUCGUGAACCUCGAGCUCAUCGACGACCUCAUCACCCAAGUCAGCUGUCCCCAGACCGACGGCGAGUUGAAGCUUACCUUUUCCGAGGAAGCCGACUUUGACGAAGCGGAAGAUAUAUGGCAGUGGGUCAACAAGAAGCCUGACAACCACUUCUUCCUGCUUGUUGGUGAUGGUGCUUGUGGCAGAAACACCGAGCGUAUCAUCUACAAUGUCACUGGGCUGAUCUAUAAUGACGAGAAGGAAACUGCUAUCUUGAGUGUUGAGCAAACAACGUGGAAGAAAGCGGCACAUACUUUUGACUUGACCGUCGGCCGGCCGGCGGUCCCUCCCAGUGAGAUUGAAAAGCGGCAGUUCUUCAAGGAUGCGUGGAACAAAAUCAAAGAUGGGUUUACUAAGGUCGGAGAAAAGAUCAAGGAGACCGCCGACAAGGUCAUUGGGAAAGUAAAGGAGAAGGUCGAGGAGAUUCCAGCUGUUACCGUGCCUGUGCUAGGUGAGGUGAACCCGUUCGACCCAGCUUUUAACCCCGAUUUCUCGAUUCCGUUCGAGUCGAAUCUCACGGCAAAGACGAUCUCGCUCUCUCGGGACCAAAUCGACGCUUCAGCUACAUGUGUCAGCUGCUUUACGACCGGGUCAUUGCUCAUUGAGGCAAGGUUCGCGGCCAAGGCGUUCAAGCUAUCCGAGGCCAACGUGGAGAUCUCUUUGUCCGACGAGCUGGCGGCCACUGCCAUUGUUGCUCUGAAGGCGCAAGGCACUGUGUUGAACGGGGCUGCCUUGUCACAGAGUAUUCCGAUCUUUGAGUUCUCGCCUGCGGGUAUUGCUAUCCCUGGUGUGCUCACUCUGGGCCCAACAGUGGCUAUCUCUUUAGGUGCUGAGCUUGGUGAGCUGAAGGGGAGUCUUGGCGUCACCCUGGGGGGCACGGCUAGCCUGCCCAAGGGAUCAACUGCCAAGCUUGAUUUUUUGAAUGAGGCCAGAAUGAGUAAGAGCGGUUGGGAGAUCACGUUUGAGGAGCAGCCCCUGAAGGUGGACGCAAAUGUUGAAGCUCGCGCUUCGGCUUUCCUUAAGGGCUCGAUCGGGAUGGAAGUCAGUGUUGUUGAAACGGGCUUUGCUGCUGAGUUGACUGCGAAAGCGCCAACUUUGUCUGCGUCUUUUAAGACAAUCACUUCUGCGACUUGCACGGCUUGUGGAGGCUUUCAGAACGGCUUCCAGGGUAGUCUCAAUCUUGGGGCAUCGGUGGGUGUCGGCCUGACAAGGAAGAAUUCCGGAGCAGAUGUACCAUUAUGGAACAUGAAUUUUGGAGAAGCCAACACUUUGGAACUUGCCGGAUUCUGUGAGGGUUUUGGGCCACAGGGAGAUCGGUGUCUGGCUAUCAUCUGA